This is a messenger RNA of Bombina bombina (fire-bellied toad), 5503 nucleotides long. RefSeq names its product nephrocystin 3 (gene NPHP3). Gene Ontology annotation, biological process: kidney development; determination of left/right symmetry; convergent extension. Lineage: Eukaryota; Metazoa; Chordata; Amphibia; Anura; Bombinatoridae. The transcript is spliced from 28 exons. Gene Ontology annotation, molecular function: protein binding. The coding region runs from base 198 to 4118 and encodes 1306 amino acids. The record is from RefSeq and is a predicted model, not a curated record.
UGGUCAAAAAGUGAAUAGCGACAACUUUCUGAAGAAUGUAAGAUGGAUAAAUAUAGUCAUUACUGAACUUGUAUUUUAACUUUUUUUUUCUCCAUCCUCUACUUCUGUUAUGAAAAUAUUACUAAAUGCCACGUUGCUGUAUCGCAUUAGGCACUAAGCAGGGUUAUACAUGAUGGUGAGGUAGCGGUCUCAUUUGUAUGGGUUUUCAUGAAUACCUCAAUAUGGGUACUGCAUCGUCCCUGGUGAACCCAGGAGAAGUGAUUGAAGAUACAUAUGGUGGAGGGGAAGCUUGUGAGAUACCUGUAGAAGUGAAACCAAAAGCUCGCCUUCUCCGUAGCUCAUUCAGGCGAGGCCCAAGGGUCAUCGGAGCCAGCUUUAAAUCCACGGCUUCAGUGGACCUUGAAUAUGCUGCUGAAUAUGAAAGGUUGAAGAAAGAGUAUGAAAUAUUUCGGGUUAGCAAGAACAAUGAGAUUGCCUCGAUGCAGAAGAAAGAGAUUAAAAUAGAUGAAGAGAACAAGAGGUUGAGAGCAGAGUUACAGGCUCUUCAAAAAACCUAUCAGAAAAUAUUACGAGAGAAGGAGAGUGCAGUUGAAGCUAAAUACCAAGCUAUGGAGAGGGCAGCUGCUUUUGAGCAUGAUCGAGAUAAAGUGAAGAGACAGUUUAAGAUCUUUAGAGAAACAAAAGAAAAAGAGAUCCAGGACUUGCUGAGAGCAAAAAGGGAUCUUGAGGCUAAACUUCAGAGGUUACAGGCUCAGGGUAUCCAUGUGUUUGAUCCCGGAGAGUCAGAUUCAGAUGACAACGGAACAGAAGUGACUGUUCCUGGAACACAAUGUGAUUACUGGACCGGUGGCGUAUUGGGGAGUGAACCUUCUAUGGGUAGUAUGAUGCAGCUUCAACAGUCAUUCCGAGGCCCAGAGUUUGCUCAUAGUUCAAUUGAUGUUGAAGGACCAUUUGCAAAUGUGAACAGAGAUGACUGGGAUGCAGCUGUUGCCAGCCUUCUGCAGGUCACUCCUCUCUUUUCCCAGUCCCUGUGGAGUAACACUGUACGAUGUUACCUGAUAAACACAAAGGAUGCCCAAGCUGAGGUGGACAUCUUCUUAAGGGAUUUCUGCCUGAAACUUCAGAGAAUGUGUGAGGCUUUAGGGUAUUUCUUUCAAGUAGUUAUUUUCCCUGAAGAAUCUGAAAGCCAUUACGCUGCUAUAAGGAAGUGGGAAAUUGAGAAGAGCUCGUUGGUUAUUUUGUUUAUGUGUUCUUCCUUGCCCAGCUGCCUGUGGGAGGACUGUAAUGAAGCAUUCCUGAAGAAUACUGAGGCCAAACCGCGCAUUGUUUAUCGUAAGGCGGAGGAUGGCACAAGCUGCUCAGCGUUCUUGCAGCAGCUACUAGACCAAGACCCCAAUAAGACCAGCAGGACAAAGAUCAUUGACCACUGUGCAGAUCCGGAGGAAGGCGCAUAUGAAACAUUCUGUCAAGUGGAACAAGUCAUUAAGCAGGAUUUGUUGGGUUGUGAGGUCUCUGACCCUAAUGCUAAAGGUGAGCAGGCAGUUCAGGAAGAUGAUGAUUUUGGAGACCUCCUGUGGGAUGUUCAUGAUGAACAGGAACAGAUGGAAGCUUUCCAGCGAGCGUCUCAUUCUGUAUGUGAGCUGGGGUUUGAGAAAUAUUAUGAUCGCUUAAAUGAUUUAGUGGCUGCGCCUGCCCCUAUCCCACCCCUCCUUAUUUCUGGGGGCCCAGGCUCUGGAAAAUCACUUCUAUUAUCAAAAUGGAUUCAGCUUCAGCAGAAGCACUCCCCAAACACUCUGAUACUAUACCAUUUUGUUGGGAGACCCAUGUCAACAAGCGCAGAGCCUGCGCUGAUAAUAAAACGCCUAACGCUGAAGCUAAUGCAAUAUUCCUGGUCAGUAUCAUCCUUGUCUAUGGAUCCAGGAAAGUUCUUGGAAGAAUUUCCUCACUGGCUUGAAAAACUUUCAAUUCGUUACCAAGGGAACAUCAUCAUCAUUAUUGAUUCUAUUGAUCAGAUAGAGCAUGCUGAAAAACACAUGAAAUGGCUAAUUGAUCCCUUACCCGUAAACGUUCGUGUAAUUGUGUCUGUGAAUGUGGAGACCUGUCCUCAGGCAUGGAGAUUAUGGCCAACACUUCACUUGGAUCCACUGAAUGCAAAGGAUGUUAAAUCUUUAAUCGCUACAGAAUGUAAUGGAGUCAAUAUCACACUGACGAAGGAACAAGAAAGAAAGUUGGAAAGACACUGUCGUUCUGCCACAACAUGUAAUGCCUUAUAUGUAACUCUGCUUGCUAAAAUAAUUGUCUGGACUGGUAUAGCAGGAGGUACGGAUAGUGCUCUGCAGCUUUGUCUGCAGUGCCAGGAUACCGUGACAUUGUACAGACUGGCGCUACAUUUAGUACAAGACUUUAUGCCGAGUGCUAAAGAUAAGGACUACAUGAGGGAGAUUUUAUGUCUAAUCAGUGUUAGCCACAAUGGAGUUAGUGAAUGUGAGCUGAUAGAACUUAUUCCUGGGCUGACAUGGCCAAUCCUAACCUCCCUGGUUUACCAUCUGCACAGGCUGGUGUUACUAAAAUACAGCUGUGGUCUGCUCCAGUUUGACCACCUACAGGCCUGGGAAGCUGUCCGCCUGGAGUACAUGCAAGGAGGGCAGAAUAUUAUUUCAGAAUACAGAGAGAAAAUCAUAGAGCAUUUUACCAUGCAGUUAAGUAAUGACAGGGUCACAUGGCGGAGUGCAGAUGAACUGACCUGGCUUUUCCAGCAGCAAGGAGAGAAGCAGAAGUUACACAGAUGUCUGAUGAACCUCUUUGUUUCUCAGAACCUAUACAAAAGGGGACAUUUUGCCGAGUUGCUCAGUUACUGGCAACUUGUGGGGAAAGACAAAAUCUCUAUGUCGACUGAAUACUUUGAUGCACUCAAACAGUAUGAAAAGAGCUGUGAUGGGGAAGAGGGCAUGACUAAUCUGGCAGACCUCUACGAAACCCUUGGGCGCUUUCUUAAAGACUUGGGCCUUCUUAGUCAGGCCGUGACUCCUCUUCAGCGCUCACUAGAGAUUCGAGAGACAGCCUUAGACCCUGACCACCCAAGUGUGGCGCAGUCACUGCACCAGUUGGCAGGGGUUUACAUGCAAUCCAAGAAGUUUGGCAAUGCAGAGCAGCUGUACAAACAAGCACUGGAAAUCAGUGAAAAUGCUUAUGGCGGAGAGCACCUAAGGGUGGCCCGAGAACUUGAUGCUUUGGCAAUCCUGUAUCAGAAGCAAAACAAGUAUGAGCAAGCAGAACAGUUGAGGAAACGGUCAUUAAAAAUUCGUCAGAAAGCAGCAAAACGUAAAGGCAGCAUGUAUGGAUUUGCUCUAUUGCGCCGUCGAGCUCUGCAGCUGGAAGAACUCACAAUGGGUAAAGACACAGCUGACAAUGCUAGAACACUGAAUGAACUUGGAGUUCUUUACUAUUUGCAGAAUAACUUGGAAACGGCAGAAUUGUUUUUUAAACGUUCUUUGGAAAUGAGGGAGAGAGUCCAGGGACCAGACCAUCCAGAUUGUGCCCAGUCCUUAAACAAUCUGGCAGCAUUGCAUAAUGAGAAGAAGCAGUAUGAUAAGGCUGAGGAGCUGUAUGAGAGAGCGCUGGAUAUACGUAGAAGAGCACUGUCACCUGACCAUCCCUCCCUGGCUUACACUGUCAAACAUCUUGCAGUGCUCUACAAGAGAAAAGGCAAGUUUGAUAAGGCUGUUCAUCUUUAUGAACUGGCUGUGGAAAUCCGUCAGAAGUCAUUUGGCCCAAAACACCCAAGUGUUGCUACUGCGUUGGUGAAUCUUGCUGUUUUAUACUGUCAGAUGAAAAAACAAAAUGAAGCAUUACCGCUGUAUGAGCGAGCAAUGAAGAUUUAUGAAGAUAGUUUGGGUCACAUGCAUCCAAGAGUCGGAGAAACACUAAAAAAUGUAGCUGUAUUAAGGUACGAAGAGGGCGAUUAUGAAAAAGCAGCUGAGUUAUAUAAAAGAGCAAUGGAAAUCAAAGAAGCGGAAACGUCUGUCUUGGGAGCAAAAGCUCCUUCAGGUCAUUCUUCUAGUGGAGGAGAUACCUACAGUCUUAGGAACACGUUACCCGUUGGUGCAUUCCCUGAGUAAAACCUCUGAUACCAAUUCUGCAUUAGCAGGAGACACUCAGCAGGUGUGCAGAUUUCUACAUUUAGUCUAGCAGAGUCUUUUGUCCCUGUGAAAAAAAAAAUCUAAUCCAAACCCAUUUUGACCCUUUUCUAUACAAGUAAUAAGACAGACAACAUUAUAAGGCAAAGUUCAUUUAAAGUCUGCCUUUAAUUCUCAUGAGACAUCAUUUUGUGGUUUUUAUUUAAAAUUGGCCUAUGCAAUAUCACUCUUUAAAGCAACACUAUAGCACAACUGUAGUUUAAGUCCACGCUGGAGAUUGGCACCGCUAUGCACAGCUCAGGAGUGGACGUGCUUUGAUGUGGAGCAGACAUUAACCAUUUGUUUCAAGGUGUUAAACUCAUAAAAGCAUGCAGUAGUGCAAUCAUAAAAUGCGCUAGCACAUUACAGCAUUUUACAAUUACACUAUUAUGUCCUUUUAAAUGUGUUUAAAAUAUUUUUUGCAUGAAAAAAGAUUAAGUUAAAAAAAAAUUUGAUUUUGAAAUUAACUUAAAGGGACACUGAACAUUAAUUUUUUUCUUUCGUGAUUCAGAUAGAGCAUGUAAUUUUAAGCAACUUUCUAAUUUACUCCUAUUAUCAAUUUUUCUUCAUUCUCUUGCUAUCUUUAUUUGAAAAAGAAGUAAUCUGAGCUUUUUUUGGUUCAGUACUCUGGACAGCACUUUUUUUAUUGGUGGAUGAAUUUAUCCACCAAUCAGCAAUAACAACCAAGGUUGUUCAUCAAAAAUGGGCCUGCAUCUAAACUUACAUUCUUGCUUUUCAAAUAAGGAUACCAAGAUAAUUAAGAAAAUUUUAUAAUAGAAGUAAAUUAGAAAGUUGCUUAAAAGGUCAUGCUCUAUUUGAAUCACGAAAGAAAUACAUACACAUCACGCAUGCGUAAAACAAAAUGCAAUUUUAAAAUGCCCUUUUUUAUUUGUAAUAAUGGAAAAAGAAAAUGGAGAUUGUUUUCAUUUGUAAAUCAAGCUGCAUGAGAAAUACUUUGUUUGUCCUGUCCUUUUCAUAUUUUGCUAGGUACUUUGAAAUUUCAUAUAGAAUGGGGUACAUUCCUUGUUUAGAGUAGACAAAGAUAAGACUGUACGGUUAGACGUGCUGAAGAAUGAAUAUAGAUAUAUUUGAAUCAUUAUGUAUAUUUAUGUACACCUCUUAUACAGCCAAUUUGUUUAAAGUCAUUAUGUAUGCAGCAUACUGUAUGACUUUAUUUGUAUAGCCACACAAGUUGCACAAUUAUAUAUAUUUUUAUUACCAGUCUUUUGUUUUGUAUAUUUAUUUGUAUAUUAAAUGGACCAAAGAUGUGUUUUCUAUAUUUUAUAAACAAUUUUUAAGAAUGCAUUAAAUUGAUUUUCCCAAUUGAA